This is a messenger RNA of Frieseomelitta varia, 1215 nucleotides long. It is a transcript of the gene nocte, whose product is annotated as protein PRRC2B-like. Gene Ontology annotation, biological process: cell differentiation. The transcript is spliced from 4 exons. The record is from RefSeq and is a predicted model, not a curated record. The coding region runs from base 637 to 1185 and encodes 182 amino acids. Lineage: Eukaryota; Metazoa; Arthropoda; Insecta; Hymenoptera; Apidae.
AAAGCGACGCGUUUAAACGAUUCGUAAAUUAUGAGAAAUAAAUUUUAUGAAAAAUAGGCAAGUAUUUGUAAUUAGUUUGACUUUGGUUCAAAGCCGCAAGGGAACAUCGUAGUAGCAGCGCCACUUAUUUCUGCUGAAUGUUCCGCUCAUUUCUUGUUACAAGUAACGGUUAGGUAAAAAAAGGAUAUUGGAUACCGUGGCAUAAGUUUAGCUUGUAAAAAGCUUUUGCUUGAACGUGAUUCGAAUCGAGGAUACGAUCGUCGUAUUUCGCGUAAUACUAAUAAUUCGGGAAGUAAUUGAUUGUAAAAAUUAUCGUAAAAGAGUGACAAGAAAAUUCAGACAAGUGGCGCGUCUGUGCAAACGGCUCCUCUUUGGUUGCAUGACGUAAUUGUAUUGAUCGCGGAAGAAGAGCCGAAAGUCGCGCAUUCGCCAUCUUGGACGAAUUGUGGAAAAGAAGUUUCUGUGUCUCGCAGGCGCGGUAACGCUUGUAAUAAUUCUAAUCCGUGACAAUCCGGACAUUAAUUAAUUUAACUGGGAAUUAACCCUUUUGUGAAUUAGAAACCCAUUUGGAGCGGACCAAGACAAAGGGUUCGUUCUUUGGGUCUGAUUGGUACUAAAUGGUUGCCUGCAGACAGCAUGUCUACUCUGUCAGGGCUUGUGUCGAAGGGGGAGAAAGGAAAAUCCAAGUUUCAAUCAUUAGACAUCAAUAGCUUGUACCGGGGAGAAUCUUUAGAACAACAUCAACAGAAGAACACAUUGCCACGCAAACAUGGAAUGCAAAGUCUUGGGAAAGUGCCUUCGGCACGGCGACCUCCUGCUAAUCUGCCUAGUUUAAAAAGUGAACACAGCAGUAACGAUCCAGCUGUCAGUCUUGUACCAAGCGGAGGGAGUGGUUGGGCCACUACCAAAGAGUCAACAACUACCACUACUGCUACAACCACUACGACUGUAACUGCAUCAGAUAUAUCUACUGUAAAUUUCGUAAAAGCAAAUUCCUCAACAGCACAAUGUGUGACAGGAACUAUCACGACAUCAUUGCAUCCAUUACUGCCAGGACAACAAAAUACUUCACAGUCUUCAUAUUCUUCCGAUGUAAACAACAAAUCGUCAUGGAGUGCAAUAAUGAGCAGAUCUGGAGAUGGUAUGUGUAGCUAUGAAAAAAAGUACAUAUAUGUAAUGAUGUAAGAUAUUUAUCUAAGUAUGUUUUUUUCCAAA